AUGACCCUGGUGCUGCCCGCCCCGCAGGUCUCUGCACCCAUUCCACAGGACACCCAUGACUCCCCCACCGGGGGCUAUGCUCAGGCCCCAAAGGGUCCCAGCUCACUGCAGAGUCGAAGCAAGAAGAAGAGCCGUAAGCACCAGCGGUUCCUGGAGCGCCGAGCACUGCUGGAGCAGAAGGGGUUGCUGAGCACCCGUGGGUGCCUGGGUGGUCAGACACACACCACACCCACCAGGGCAAAUGGCACCACAUCACCACGCUGUGGCAAGGUCUCCAAGGGAAAACAGGUCGUCUCCUCAUCCCUGUCCCCAUCUGCCUCUCCAGACAGCAUAGCCAGGCACCACUCUGUGCUGCUGUCCCAUGGGAAUGGCAGCCCCAAGGGGUUGCGGACGUCCUCCCUAGUCCUGCGCCCAGGGAAGUAUGUGGCCAUUGACUGUGAGAUGGUGGGUACUGGCCCUCAGGGCAGGCUGAGCGAGCUGGCACGGUGCUCUGUGGUGAACUAUGAGGGGGAUGUCAUCUAUGACAAGUAUGUCCAGCCUGAGCUCCCCAUUGUGGACUAUCGGACACGCUGGAGUGGCAUCACCAAGCAGCACAUGAAAAAGGCAAUUCCCUUCAAGGCUGCCCAGGCAGAGAUCCUGAAGAUCUUGAAAGACAAGAUUGUGGUAGGACACGCUAUCCAUAAUGACUUCCAAGCCUUGAAGUACUUCCACCCGAAAGACAGGACUCGAGACACUAGCCAGAUCCCUAUGCUGAAGCAGAGAGCAGGACUGCCUGUCAGGGCCAAUGUCUCGCUCAAGAACUUGGCCAGGCACCUGCUCCAUAAAAAGAUCCAGGUCAGCUGCAAAGGACACUCGUCAGUGGAGGAUGCUCAGACAGCCAUGGAGCUGUACAGACUGGUGGAGGUGCAGUGGGAGAAGGAGCUGGCCCGUAGCCUGCCCCCUCGGCCCCCCAGCCCCGUCACAGACCCCACUGCAGACAGCAGCCAGUACAUGGAUGACCGGUACUGGCCCUCAGACCUGAUGGCAAGUGGCCUGUGA
Acanthisitta chloris (rifleman) is the source of this 1038-nucleotide messenger RNA. RefSeq names its product apoptosis-enhancing nuclease-like. The transcript has 3 exons. Gene Ontology annotation, cellular component: nucleus. NCBI's taxonomy places the organism in Eukaryota, Metazoa, Chordata, Aves, Passeriformes, Acanthisittidae. Bases 1 to 1038 code for a protein of 345 amino acids. The record is from RefSeq and is a predicted model, not a curated record. Gene Ontology annotation, molecular function: exonuclease activity; nucleic acid binding.